This is a messenger RNA of Larimichthys crocea (large yellow croaker), 1532 nucleotides long. RefSeq names its product activating signal cointegrator 1 complex subunit 1 (gene ascc1). Gene Ontology annotation, molecular function: RNA binding. Gene Ontology annotation, biological process: DNA alkylation repair; regulation of DNA-templated transcription. Gene Ontology annotation, cellular component: nucleus. The transcript has 10 exons. Lineage: Eukaryota; Metazoa; Chordata; Actinopteri; Sciaenidae. The record is from RefSeq and is a predicted model, not a curated record. The coding region runs from base 212 to 1276 and encodes 354 amino acids.
AGAUCCGGCUCUUUGAACCGGCUCGUUCACGAACGACGCAUCCCUAACGUGAACGUCAGCUGUCUGUUAGCUUACGGUGUGAUCUACUAGUUAGCAAAACACUUGUUUUAAAAGCUGCUUAAGUUAAUUUGUACACAUUUUCGUGUAGCUCAGACAUUUAUUUAUAUUGUUAGUCGGCUUAAGUGUAGCUAAACAAUAGCUGGCUUACAUUAUGGAGGUUUUACGUCCACCUCUUAUCAAUAUACAUGGAAGGAUGUACAGAAGGAACAUCACUAAAGAAGAGCACUAUGAGGAGGAGGAAGACUUCUCUUACAUGGGACCUCCAGAGAGUGAAGACUUUGCAGAAGAUGAGAGCUGUGGUACCCACUUCAUUGAACAGACUGAUAAAGGGUUUCGCUGUGCUGUUGAUGUCCCAAGUGUCCUCUACAAAUACAUAAUCGGGAAAAAAGGAGAGACACGCAAACGUCUGGAGUUUGACACAAAGACAUCCAUCAACAUUCCAAAACAAGGAGUGGAAGGACAGAUCGUUAUCACAGGUUCCCAUAAAGCUGCGGUCUCCUCUGCACUCACGCGAGUCGAGCUCCUUCUUGAGAGCUUCCGGAAGAAGCAGCCUUUUACGCACUUCCUGUCACUCCCUUUGAACGAUCCCAAAAUCCAAGAAGGAUUCCUGAGAUUCAAAGACGAGGUGUUGAAGCAGUGUUCACAGGAUCACGGAGUAGAGGGAAGCAUCUUUCAAAACCCUGCAAAGCUUCACCUGACAAUCGGCACCCUGGCUCUGUUAAGUGACACAGAAGUGAGAAAAGCAUGUGAACACCUCCAAGAGUGUCAAAACGUCAUCAGGGACCUCACAGAAGGAAAACCUCUGCCAUUGGAGGUGACAGGUAUAGAGUACAUGAAUGAUGACCCAGCCAUGGUGGACGUCCUGUAUGCCAAAGUCAAUGUGAAGGACAGAUCGGAUCGGUUGCAGAUGAUUGCCGAACGUCUCGUAGAGCACUUUGCCUCAGCAGGGCUGAUGGUCAGAGAGUGGGACAGGGUGAAGCUGCACGGCACUGUGAUGAACACUCUGUUCAGAAAGGACUCCACAGGUGAAGAUACGGGCGGCCCAGGAAGACAAACCACGAGUGAAAGAGAGGCAUUUGAUGCCAGAAACAUAUUAAAGAAAUUUGGUGCUCAUCACUUCGGAGACUUUGAGUUGAACACCGUCCUGCUGUCCCAGAGAUAUUCCACAGAUUGUGCAGGCUACUACUCCUCUGCAGGGAGCAUCACCUUCUCGUGAGCUUCGACGGGGCUGAGCAUAUUCUCAGGUCAUCGAUGAACAUUUACGCAGGAUGGAAACGUGCUCUGGCUCAUGAAAAGAUUUUCCAUCAGAUGAUGAACAUGAAUCGACUCUCAACAAAGCGCUGCUGCAUUUUUUUGUUGUUGAAAUCAUUCAGGAAAAUUAAUAUUCGUCUGGAUUUCUUCACGGCGGCAUGAGGUGCCACAUUUUUUAAUAUUCUGUUCUGACAGGAAUAAAUAAAAGUGUAAAGCAUCCA